AUGUUUGCACGGCGCCUUUUAAGUUCCGGCUGCAGAGUUCGUCAAAUAACACCUGCUAUCUCACGAUUCGACCAUACUCUAUCACCAUCUUCUCGUCCUACCAAUUUCCCUCAAUGGAGGAAAGAGUUCUUCUCAUCUAAAAUUAACCACCAGCAUGCGAAGCCAGAGACACCACCUGACGCUGAAGCCGCCUCUGUGACACAAAAACAAAAACGGAAACUAUCCAAGUCCCCCGCUGCCAAGAUAUCUCUGCGGCGGGUAGCUGUAGAAGCGCAGCGUUCUAAAGAUGGGAUGCGCCAGAAGGCCCAGGCGGCUGAUGAAGACCUAGCGAGAUCCAAGACUGUGACCGCCUACGCUGUUGCCGAGACAUUUGACUUAGCGAAAGUAGUCCAAAUCCUCCUAUCUAAAGGAUAUGAGCCAGACCCAUUCAAGACAGAUUUGUAUCCUCAAGUUGUCCAUGUGCAAGUGCCACUAGACUCACUCCGCAGGACUGCGAGCCCUUCUGCUUCCGAUCUCUCGCCUGAGGAAGCUGGUGAUAUUUUCAUAUUUCCGUCCGGUACUGUUGUGGCUUGGGCACUCCCUGAUAACUUUGUUUCUUAUCUGGCUACAUCUGUGCUUUUCCCGGCUGCAGAAAAUCCACACGUUGAUUCGAUGGAGACUGAAGAUCUCGACUAUAUCGAAGACCCCAACAGAGAGAACUGCAGCAUUAAGGGAGACACUAUAACUCUCGGCACAAAGAUUAGCCCAGAUAGCCGUGAUUUGCGGGUUGACGGCAAGGAAGGUGUAGAUAAUAUUUUAACUAAGAUUGCCUUUUCAUCUGGGCUUGCACGGAGUACCAAAUUGGCUGUUCUAGAAACUCUCCUUUCAAAUUAUUUUGAAUCAACCCGCAACAUCCCGACCCUUCUUUCUAAAGGCACUCACCUGCCAUUUACACGGCGCUUCGUGCUGCAAAAAACUGGGCAGCUCCUUAGCGUCAGGGCUCAAUUGAACCUAUACUCUGAGUUGACAGACUCGCUGCCCGACCUUUUCUGGGAUAGCCGCCACGAACUUGGCCUGGAGGGAUACUAUGACCAGGUUGGAAGAGCGUUGGACGUAGGGAUCCGAAUUAAAGUGCUUAAUGAGAAGAUGGAUUACGCGCAAGAGAUAGCCAGUGUCCUCCGCGAACGGCUAAGUGAAACCCACGGUCUAAGACUUGAGUGGAUUAUCAUUGCACUUAUUGCUGUCGAAGUGGGAUUUGAAGUUCUGAGACUAUGGAAAGAGAAAAAGCAGCAUGUGGUAGAAGUUGUGGAGUUGACGGAACGGACCGGGCGAUGA
Histoplasma mississippiense is the source of this 1314-nucleotide messenger RNA. RefSeq lists its product as hypothetical. Gene Ontology annotation, biological process: positive regulation of mitochondrial translation. The coding region runs from base 1 to 1314 and encodes 437 amino acids. The transcript has 2 exons. The record is from RefSeq and is a predicted model, not a curated record. NCBI's taxonomy places the organism in Eukaryota, Fungi, Ascomycota, Eurotiomycetes, Onygenales, Ajellomycetaceae.